AACAGGAAACCUUGCUCUGGUCCUAAGUUAAAAGAGAUGACCGGUAGUGGCAUCUUUGGAGCUGAUUACGAAGAUGAUGUAUCGGAGUCUGGUAGUUCCGUGUCAAAUCCUACUAGUAGAACAUCUGUAAGAAUUUAUCAGCAAGUAACAAGCGGCAUCAGUCAAAUUUCCUUUAGUGCUGAGGAGGGUGUUUCCCCAAAGAAACCAACCUCAAUUCCAGAGGUAGCUAAGCAGCGAGAAUUAAGUGGAACACUUGAGAGUGAAGCCGAUGCUAAAGUGAAGAAACAACUAUCUGAUGCAAAAAACAAAGAACUUAGCGGGCAUGACAUAUUCGGUCCUCCACCUGAGAAUCCUCCCAGGCCUUUGGCUGCACGGAAUUUGGAAUUGAAGGGACAACUGGACUUUGGUGAACCCGCACCGCGCAGCAUACAUACAUCAGUAAAGGUGUCUAAUGUAAGUAUCAUGAUUAUUUUAUUUUAUUUUAUUAAUAAAGCUUAUAUGAUACUUGGUUCUAUUGUUUGCACAUCUAAAAAAAUUAUUGCAUGCUUUCUUUUAGGCAUUAGAUAUGAGGCGCCGCCGGCGUGGGGGGAGAAGCCGCUGAGCUCUGCAAAGCUGAAGGAGAUGAGCGGCAGCGAUAUAUUUGCUGAUGUGAAGACUGCCCCUCGUGACUACUUCGGAGGGGUGAGGAAGCCUCCAGGUGGGGGGAGCAGUAUUGCUCUGCUUUGAUUUUACUCAAGGUUUUAGUAAUCACCAUUUGGAUUUCUAAUCCUUAGAUGUGUUUUGUUGAUUUGGUUGUAGUUCUUGUUUUCAGGAUAUCUGUACUUCAUGAUUACUACUCUCUUGUGUGUCUUGUUUUCAGGAUGUUUGUUCUAGUGAUUACUUCUCUCUCUUCUCUA
Messenger RNA from Phalaenopsis equestris, 896 nucleotides. RefSeq lists its product as uncharacterized. Bases 37 to 726 code for a protein of 229 amino acids. The record is from RefSeq and is a predicted model, not a curated record. The transcript has 4 exons. NCBI's taxonomy places the organism in Eukaryota, Viridiplantae, Streptophyta, Magnoliopsida, Asparagales, Orchidaceae.